Messenger RNA from Mesorhabditis spiculigera, 1167 nucleotides. Lineage: Eukaryota; Metazoa; Nematoda; Chromadorea; Rhabditida; Rhabditidae. The record is from the annotation of a GenBank genome assembly.
AUGACAACAUAUGCCGAAUCGUAUUCGAGGAAAGGGCGGCAUAAGCUCAAAAUAAAAGAUGGCCAAGUCGAAGCGGUCAGCACGCAGAGCGGCUCGACGACGCUGAGGCUCCUCUUUUGCGCGUGGUUUUUGCCGCAAGGCUACCCGCACACCGUGACGGCCGACUAUCUGGAUUUAGGCCCGGAAAAAAUGAAAAUUUUAAUUUUAGGCGCCCUGGCGACGGAAGCCGUGCUGAAGGGGGCCGGCGUCGGGAAUGAGGCAGCCACGGCGCUGGCGGCGUCGAUGACGUGGCUGGUGAAGGACGGACUGGGGAUGGUGGGCCGGAUACUGUUCGCGUCCGCGAAGGGCAGCCAACUCGACUACGACUGUAAAAAGUGGCGACUCGUCGCCGACGUGCUCAACGACUGCGCCUUCUUCAUCGACCUGCUCAGUCCGUUGUGGCCGAAUUGGUUCCUCCUCUCGGCGUGCUGCUCCUCGCUGUUCCGCUGCGUGGUCGGCGUGGCCGGCGGGGCGACCCGCACCACCAUUGUACAACAUCAGGCCCGCCGCAACAACCUGGCUGACGUGGCGGCCAAGGACGGCAGCCAGGAGACGCUGGUGAACGCGCUGGCGCUCGUCGUGUCGCUCGUGCUCCUUCCCGCCGUCUCCGGACGUCAUCUCGUCAUCUGGUGCCUGUUCGCGCUCCUCACCGCCCUGCACUUGUUCGCCAACUAUCGUGCGAUGCGCACCCUCCGCUUCAAUGUGCUCAACGGGAAAAGGGCUGCGCUUGUCAUAAGGAAUUACUUGGAGACUGGCAGAAUUCUCGACAUUGACGAGGCGAACGAACGGGAGCCACUUUUCCAUGGGCUCUACCCGCUGAGGCAUCUUGGAUGCUCGCUGCUGUCGCUUCUCGAAGAGAAACAAAGGAGGUCUCCUGAAUACACCAUCUACACAGAGCACGCGAAAAGCCGGAUAUUGUACGACAAGCGACGAGGCUUUGCCUGGGUGGCAAUGGCUGAAGGAAGCGAGGCCGUCGACCAGCUAGAAGCCUUCUUCGCCCUCGAGCAACUCAAAGUGCAAACGCAGCCCAGGGACUUCAACGACUUCACGGCAAAGUUACAAAAGAUCGGCUGGCGGACCGACGCGCACCAUCUGAAUUUCGAUGAGUGGACAUAUAAUGUGAUUUCC